This is a messenger RNA of Hyla sarda, 5939 nucleotides long. Its product is annotated as cytochrome P450 2F2-like. The coding region runs from base 284 to 1777 and encodes 497 amino acids. NCBI's taxonomy places the organism in Eukaryota, Metazoa, Chordata, Amphibia, Anura, Hylidae. Gene Ontology annotation, molecular function: oxidoreductase activity, acting on paired donors, with incorporation or reduction of molecular oxygen, reduced flavin or flavoprotein as one donor, and incorporation of one atom of oxygen; oxygen binding; heme binding. The record is from RefSeq and is a predicted model, not a curated record. Gene Ontology annotation, cellular component: cytoplasm; intracellular membrane-bounded organelle. The transcript has 11 exons. Gene Ontology annotation, biological process: xenobiotic metabolic process.
CUUGCUCAUGAUCAUCUCUAGAGAAAGCAUCACUCUGUACAAUUCUGCAAGAGAACUUUUGCCUGAAGCCCGCUAACUUCAGCCGAAUACUAAACCGUGUGCGCCAAUCCAGCCAAAAGUUGGAAUAUUCUCCCACACAUCUGGAUAACCCUGCCAGGUAUCCCUUGUCUGCACCAGCAACUCCACCGCUCACACAGCGGGACCGACGACCAGCUACUUCCCGACUCAGCUACAUAUCUCUAACGCAAAUCAGUGUUGUGCCUGCCCGCACAACACUAUAAGGAUGGAUUUCUACUCACUAGUAACCGUCCUCUUGGUGAUUCUCAUAACUGUCGUGUUGGCUAAGUAUACAAAGAUCUUGUUGGACAGGUCGGAGCUGCCUCCUGGACCAACUCCUCUUCCCAUCAUUGGUACUCUUCACCUCAUGAACUUAAAUGAUAUUGUGAAGUCUCUACUGGAUUUGUCCAAAAAAUAUGGUGACAUAUUUACAGUAUAUGAAUGGAGCCAACCAGUUAUUGUGCUAUGUGGUCAUAAAGCCAUCAAAGAGACUUUAAUUGACAAAGCAGAAGAGUUCAGUGGUCGGGCCUAUUAUCCUGUGUUCUUCGACGUUACCAAAGGAGAUGAUAUAGCGUUUAGUAAUGGUGAACAAUGGAAGGAGCUGAGGCGUUUUGCCAUGCUGACGUUGGGUAAUUUUGGUGUUGGAAAAAGUAGCUUUGAGGAGAGGAUACGGGAGGAGGCCCAGUACCUGACUGAUGUGCUGAAAAAAUCAAAUGGAUCCCCAAUAGAUCCCAAUUACCAUAUGGAGCGUUGUGUGUCCAAUGUUACUUGCUCUGUGAUGUUUGGUAGUCGGUUUGAAUACAAAGAUGAACAUUUCCAAAAGCUUGUGAAAUGCGUCCGAGACAACUUCCGGAUCAUGAGCUCAUGCUGGGGAUUGCUAUACAACAUAUGCCCAAGUGUUAUGAAGCACCUACCUGGACCGCACCGUAAAAUCUUGGAAAACUUUGUUUUUCUGGCAACCUUUAUCAAGAACAAGAUGGAAAAUAACAUGAAGACUUUGGACAGUAAUAACCCAAGAGACUAUAUAGACUGUUUCCUGAUCAAAAUGGAGAAGGAAAAGAAGAAUACAUCAACAUUUUAUAAUCCCAAUACUUUAGUGAUGAGCUCUGUGGGCUUGUUUUUUGCGGGGACAGAAACAGUAACCUUAACACUGAGAUUUAUGCUCCUUUAUUUCAUUAAACACCCCAGUAUAGCAGAAAAAGUCUAUAGAGAGAUAGAUGAAGUCAUUGGCCAACGUCCACCAACGUAUGAGGACAGACACUAUAUGCCUUAUACAGCGGCUUUUAUAAAUGAGGUCCUGCGGUAUGCUGAUGUAAUACCAUUGUCUCUUCCUCACAAACUGACCGCGGACACUCAGAUUGGCAAUUAUAGAUUCAAGAAGGGAACAGCUUUCACGCCAUUACUUUCAAGUGUACACAAUGACAAGUCACUGUUCAAUAAUCCGGAGAAUUUUGACCCAAAUAACUUUUUGAAUGAAAAUGGGGAACUAAAGAAGACAGAAUCGUGGUUUCCGUUUUCUGCAGGUAAGAGGCUAUGCCUGGGCAAGAGCUUGGCAGUUGUGGAACUCUUUAUUUUUACCACCACACUGUUACAGAACUUCACGAUCAAGUCAUCGGUGCCACCCGAAAAGAUCUCAGUCACUCCAGUAGGAGUUGGGCUUGGGCACAUUCCUCCCAGCUUUGAGGCAUGCUUUUUACCCCGUAUGUGUUCUUCAGAAUAAUAUGAUUAUAACUUCUCUGAACUGUUCAUAAGUGCAGCAAGCAACUUGGUUGUGGAGAAGGACUGUAACAUUCUAAAUAUUAUGAGCUUAUGGAAUAAUUCACCAUUUUGUGUCUCUUAAAAAGCACCUAUUUUUUGUGUCAUACAGCAUCUUUACAAAUGUGGACAUGUUUGGUGUUAUUAAGUUAUUAAAGAAAUGGGCAAAGAUCAACUUUAGGAUCAAAUGGAAUUACAAAGAGACUAGACGCAGUGCUGAAAUGCAGAGCUACUAUAAGGGUAGUACCAGUUAUACUGCCGUCAGGGGACCAUACUCUACUGUGGGCUGGUGUCACACUAUUUACAAGGGGAGCAACAAAGUUUUACUUACAAGUGUCCCUGUCAUGUCUGAAUUUUUUCUAAAUAACUGGCAAUUUAAAAUUCUAGGCAUGGGGUAUAACCAGAGAUUGUAUGACCCUCAGCUAAAAAUUAUAGUUGCAAAAAGACUGCUGCAGGGCUUGUUGCAAAAGUCAGCAUGAAUAACGCACAUUGGUGACCAUUUUGGUCACCAUCUUUUUGUCCCUCCCAGAACACAACAUCCCCCUCAAAUACCCCCUGCCAGAACAGGACACCCUCCCUAUCUAAUACCCCUUGCCAGAACAUGACACCUUCCUGUCUUCUACCCCCUCCCAGUACAUGACUUCCCCACCUAAUAUCCCUCCCAGUCCAUGAUAUACAAAUCUUAUAUCUCCUACCAGUACAUGACACCCCCCAUACUACCCAGCUUCUAACAAUCCUUGUUGUAAUCCAUCCACAACAUUAAACUUAAAGGGGUACUCCCCUGCUCAGCAUUUGGAACAAACUGUUUCAAACGCUGGAGCCGGCGCCGGGAGCUUGUAACGUCAUAGGGGGCGUGACUGCAGUUUGUUACAAACGCUGAGCAGCAGAGUACUUCUUUAACUAAUAUAUGAUUUUUCCCUUUCCCUUCUUUAAAGCGGUUGUCCAGUGAAAAACAACUUAUCCCCUAUCCAUAGGAUUGGGAAUAAGUGUCUGAUCAUGGGGGCUACAGCCGAUGGGACCUCCGGCUCUUACCUGCAGAUGGUACGCGCUACAUUCAUUCCUAUGGGAGCACCGAAGAUACCCAAGUACAGUACUCGGGCAUCUUUGGCAUUCCCGAAGAAAUAAAUGUAUGACAUAGCAUCUAUAGCAUGCACUCUCUCUCUCUAUGAGCUGGGGCCCAGUCCUGGAUGUCAUGGGAGUCCCAGUGGCCGCGCACCCAGCGGGUGAAAGGAAGCAGGUUCAUAUUUAUAGCCUUGUUGUCUGUCUCAGUGUCAGGGCCCCUGUUGUGCAAAUUUCCUCAUCUACAGAAACCGCUACUUCAGGCCAUGUUGCUGAGCAUUAAACAGACAACUCACUAAGUUAUGGACUAUGAGGCCCAACUGCAACCACUGCAUCUCUUAUACCAAUGAUUAUAGAGUCCUAUUUAUUAUGCAGUAAUAUGCGAGAAAAGGCAACCUGGUUCUUAACCUGGUGCCCUAUAUAUCACUUGAAGUACACUAUAGUCCCUCUCUCCUAUGGAUUUACUGACAUAUAGCAUAAACUACAAUACAAUUAUAUAAUUCCUUUUCAUUUUAUGAUCAGUGGGUUACUGUCCAUGAUAAAAUGUGUAACAAUUGUCCAUAGGUGUCUAACAAAUGUUUGCAAUAGGGUACAAGAUGGAGGUUGUUGAGGAUAAUCAGGAGUUCGGGCCCCUGACCAUUUGUCUGUAAAAAGCCGAUAUUCAGCCCUCUAACAUUUCUCCAAGGAUUUCAUUUACAAUGAUUUGCUGUUAUACAGUUGCUUACAGUAAAUGCUUCAUAGCAAUAUUUGUAUUAUAGUGGAUAUGUUGGGAUAUACCUUUUGUGUUUUUAUACCUUUCUGAUGUUGUAAUCUAAUGCAUAUAGUGAUGAGUGGCAGGGGACAUGUUCGAAUUCACAAUAUUUGGCAAAUAUAUGGACGAAUAUUCGUCCUAUGUUCAUGAAAUUUGCAUAUUCGCUAUGUUUGUUCAUUUUUUUUCCAUGUCAAAAUUGUAAUGAAAUUAAUAUAGUGCACAUGCGUGAUUAUAUCUUUAAACUGACACUAUACCCUACACUAGAACCUAUCUGCUAAACUAACCUACCCUAUCUUAAGCUGAAAGAAGGGUGGGAUCAGUGUCCUCUGGAAGUGCCGAUGUUCGCGAAUAUUUGCAUAUUUACAUAUACUAAAUAUUCGCGCUCCACACCGACUUCCACAGUAAAUAAUAUUGGAGCCUUCUUUGGACCACAAGCUGGAAGCAUUUUGAAUAUUCACGCUCAACACAUAUGUAUACACUCUCAAAAUAAAAUUAUUUGCUCUCUCUAUUCAUUGUGUCAAUCUAUUGGCAAAUAUUUAUGCUGUUUACUGUGUCAGAAUUUAUAGAAAAGAUGUUGUUACUAUAUGGGCUACGACAAGUGAAAGCUUAAGUGACUUUUAAGUGAUGCGUUUCAUUGCACAUGUGCGGCUUCAUCAGGCAGCCGCCUGAUGAAGCCGCACAUGUGCGGUGAAACGCGUUGCAUUGUUACAUUGUUUUAGAUUAAAUUGUAUAUCCUACCUGUGGUUGUUCCUGUCAGCACCGUAUUUCAAACCUGCAGCUCCUUACAGAAGUCCCCGAUUUGUUCAGCUAUGUACUCUCAAGCAGGCCAUAUAAAUAAAACAAAAAUACAAAAAAGAAAGUAGAACGAGAGACACCGCACAAUCUCAUAUUUUUAUUGUACAAAACAAUUACAGAUGUAAAAAAAAAAUGUUUCUAUACAAAAGCAUCUUUUCUUUACUUAUCCCUAAAUUCAUUGUGGGAAAUUUACUAAUACUGUUGGAUUCACUGUUGCUGGUGUUUCAGACAUGCAAGACUUAAUUUUAGACAAACUUACUAUGUAGGUGCAUGUUUUUCAGUAAAUUUGUCCGGUCGUGCGCCACAAUUUGUCCAUACCAAGUACGGUCAAACAUUACAAAUUUCUGGACACUAACUUAACAUAUGUGUCUGACUCCAGAACUCAUAUGGGGGAACAUCCAGUUUUUGAUAUGUGAAGAAAAAAAUGUAUCAGUCGGAAACAGCAGUAUUUUUUUAUGUAUGAUAUGACAAUAAUAAAGAAGUCAAUUAUUUGUCUGGUGACCACCAAUAUAUUCUGAGAUGAGAGGGAACAAAUAAAGUGAGAAAAGUGUAUUAAGAUUUACGCAUGAUUCAAACUCAUUUCACAAAUUCAAAAAUGAGGAAUCAGCUAGUUUAAAAUUGAUUUAUUAACUGUAGUGAAUCUCUGUGAACGGUUUUCACUCUAUCCAAUUUUGCCGCACACCAUGUGAAAAAGUGGCACCCCUGCACCACUUUUUAAAACAUGCAUAUCUGGUAGAAUAGAUCUGCAUGCAACUGUAAUACUUCAUAAAACUGCCGACACAGCAACCCUGACCAGUCGUGACAAGUCUGCAGACAAGAUGGCUUUGUCUGGCGCAUAGAGAGAGAAACGAAUUACAAGUGCUUGUGAGAAUGGCUGGAUUAUUGGAAAGAUAAAACCAGAAAUGAGUGGUCAAUAGUAAUAAGACUUCUCAAGAAUUUGAUGUUGAAGAGGCAUCAACUAGUGGGACCAGCAACUGAGGAAUCUGGGGGAUCAAGUGCAUCAGAAAAUGAGAUUAUCAACCCUGGUUAACAAAGAAAAAAAUAUUUCCCACAAUUAGGUUCUUAGUAUGUCCACAGUGCUGUUUAUUGAAUGUAAUGUCCCCUUCUCGCUCCUCUUAGCUUGUCACCUUCAUUAUCAUUAGUUCGCUGCUUAGACCAGGGCUGCUUUUGAGAUAUAUCUCUUUCCUUGUUGCGAUCAUGUUGUUUUUUUUCUAUCUGCUUUCAUGGCACCCUACAUUAAUAACCCCUUUCUCCUCUACAUGUAAUCUAUAAUACAGUACAGUAAAUUGUCCAGCAGCACAGUGCCAGCUUGUUAAGUCCAAUACACUUUCUCCAGCACUAUGAUGUAGAAUGGCACAUAGGAGGAGGGCUUGUGACUAGGUGUUGUCCUUUGAUUGGCCAGCUUUGGCCCCGCCUCUGAAAUUAAGAGAAUGAGAAACAGCUGUACACCAUGCACAGAGGCUUCCAGGGGCUAAAUAACAGCAGUGAUUCCUCAAAAUCAUACUUGGUGCCACUCUUACAA